AUGGCCCCGGCCGGGUGCAGCUGGCUUCUCCUCAGUGCUGCCUUCCUGGGCGCCGGGGCGGAGAUCCUCAUCACGCCUGAGCCGGCCCAGCCCGCAGAAGGCGACAACGUGACACUAGCCGUGCAGGGCCUGGCCGGGGAGCUGCUGGCCUACAGCUGGUACGCGGGGCCCUCCCUCAGCCUGGCCUACCUGGUGGCCAGCUACAUCGUCAGCACCGGCGACGAGACCCCCGGGCCCGCCCACACGGGCCGUGAGGUGGUCCGUGCUGACGGCAGUCUGGACGUCCACGGGGUCCUGCCUGGGCACUCGGGCACGUACAUCCUGCAGACGCUCAACAGGCAGCUCCAGACGGAGGUGGGCUACGGACACUUGCAGGUCUAUGAGAUCCUGGCGCCGCCCGUGGUCCUGGCCAACAGCACGGAGCUGGUGGAGCGGAGGGACACCCUGCGGCUGGUGUGCGGCAGCCCCAGCCCCGCCGAGGCCCGCUGGUUCUUCAACGGCGAGGCCCUGCCGGUGGCCCUGCGCCUGGGCCUGUCCCCCGACGGCCGCGUGCUCACCCGGCACGGUGUCCGGCGGGAGGAGGCGGGCGCCUACCAGUGCGAGGUCUGGAACCCCGUCAGCGUCAGCCGCAGCGAGCCCCUCAACCUCACCGUGUACUUCGGGCCGGAGCGCGUGGCCAUCCUGCAGGACUCCACGGCCCGCACGGGCUGCACGCUCAAGGUGGACUUCAACGGCUCGCUGACCCUCUACUGCGUGUCUCGCUCCUGCCCCGAGCCCGAGUACGUGUGGGCCUUCAACGGGCGCGCCCUGAAGAACGGCCGUGACCACCUCAACAUCAGCAGCAUGUCUGCCGCCCACGAGGGCACCUACACGUGCAUUGCCAAGAACCCCAAGACCUUGCUUUCGGGGUCCGCCUCAGUGGUGGUGAAGCUGUCUGCGGCCGCCGUGGCCAUGACCAUCGUUCCGGUGCCCAGCAAGCCCACGGAGGGUCAGGAUGUGACGCUGACGGUGCAGGGCUACCCCAAGGACCUGCUGGUCUACGCCUGGUACCGCGGGCCCGCCUCCGAGCCCAACCGGCUGCUCAGUCAGCUGCCCUCGGGGAACUGGAUCGCCGGUCCCGCGCACACGGGCCGCGAGGUGGGCUUCGCCAACUGCUCGCUGCUGGUGCAGAAGCUGAACCUCACCGACGCGGGGCGCUACACGCUCAAGACCGUGACGCUGCAGGGCAAGACCGAGUCCCUGGAGCUGGAACUGCAGGUGGCACCCCUGGAGUAG
Messenger RNA from Sorex fumeus (smoky shrew), 1275 nucleotides. It is a transcript of the gene CEACAM16, whose product is annotated as CEA cell adhesion molecule 16, tectorial membrane component. NCBI's taxonomy places the organism in Eukaryota, Metazoa, Chordata, Mammalia, Eulipotyphla, Soricidae. The record is from RefSeq and is a predicted model, not a curated record.